Colletotrichum higginsianum IMI 349063 is the source of this 1707-nucleotide messenger RNA. Its product is annotated as MFS transporter. The record is from RefSeq and is a predicted model, not a curated record. Gene Ontology annotation, biological process: transmembrane transport. The transcript has 2 exons. Gene Ontology annotation, molecular function: transmembrane transporter activity. NCBI's taxonomy places the organism in Eukaryota, Fungi, Ascomycota, Sordariomycetes, Glomerellales, Glomerellaceae. Bases 1 to 1707 code for a protein of 568 amino acids.
AUGGCGUCCAUGCAAGAAGGAAAGCCAGCAAUUUCCGGUUCGGAACUGAACAACGCUCCACUGUCGUCCCUUGGCAGCUCAGAAACCAGUUCCGUGACGGAAGGGAUGGCGGUCGCCGUCGACGAGAAAAGUGGACGUGUUCUGAUAUCCAGCCAAGAAGCGAAAGAAGCCAACGAAGCCGGCGACCCGGACGAUGCAGACGACGCAGACGUGGAGUAUCCUCAAGGGCUCAGGCUGGUUCUCAUCAUAUUCGGGCUCGCCAUGGCCGUGUUCCUGGUCUUUCUGGACAUGACCCUGAUCGCAACCGCCAUCCCCGCCAUCACGAAUCAGUUCAAUUCCCUGCAACAUGUCGGGUGGUACGGCUCUGCGUAUAUGCUCAGCUUGGUCUACGGGAAGUGCUUCGAACUCUUCUCCCUCAAAUGGACCUUCAUGGUGGCCAUCGCCUUCAGAGAGGUCGGCCUCGCAGUCUGUGGGAGCGCGCCCAACUCUGUCGCCUUCAUCGUCGGUCGAGCCAUUACGGGUAUCGGGUGCAGCGGCAUCAUCAUCGGCGCCUGGGUUGUCCUUGCUCAUUGCGUGCCCAUCCGGAAACGCGCCGUCUACACCGGCUUCCUGGGCGCGUUCUCCGGAGUCGGCGGCAUCAUCGGACCUCUCAUCUCGGGGGCCCUGACAGACAGCCACCUCUCCUGGCGAUGGGCUUUCUACGUCAGCAUCCCGCUCGGUGUCGCCACGCUGGCCUUGAUCUGCUUCUGCUUCCGGCCGCCGGAACAGCGCGACCAAGACAGGAACAAGACCAUCAAGCAGAAGCUCAUGGAGUUUGACGUGCUCGGACUGUCCAUCUUCUUCGCCUGCAUGAUCUGCCUCCUGCUGGCCCUUCAAUGGGGCGGUUCGGAGUAUCCUUGGAACAGCGGUCCCAUGAUUGGCCUGCUUGUCGCGUUCGGAGUUCUCCUCGUCUGCUUCAUCGGCGUGCAGAUGUGGAAGGGGGACAAAGCAGCUCUGCCCCCGCGCCUGAUGAAGAUGCGCAACGUCGCUUUCGCCUGCUUCUAUGCUGCUUGCAUCGACGCAGCAUACUACACGGCAGACAUCUGGCUCCCGAUUUGGUUCCAGGCCGUCAAAGGCGAGUCGGCCAGGGAGUCUGGCAUCAAACUUGUCCCUUAUGUCGGCGGAGAAGUUCUCGCCGCCUUGACGGCGGGCUACCUGGUCACAUUUACUGGCUGGUACAAUCCUUUCAUGCUCAUCGCCACGGUCCUAGCAUCGAUCGGCCUAGGCUUGAUGACAACAUUCGAGAUUGAGACCGGGCCCAGCAAAUGGAUCACAUAUCCCAUCAUUGCCGGAAUCGGGGUCGGCCUGGGAUCGCAGCAGCCGAUGAUGGGAGUGCAGUCCACGCUGGCACUCUCUGAUAUUCCAGCAGGCACGGCUGCCGUCACGCUAUUCCAAAACCUGGGACCGGCCAUCCUCAUGUCCGUCGCCAAUGCCGUCUUUGCAAACGGCUUGACAAAACACCUCCACGGCACGGGAGGCUUCAGCGGGCGGACGAUUGCCGACAUGGGGGCCACCAACCUCAAAGCAAUGAUCCCAGCAGACCUGCUUCCCGCCGUCAUUGAGGCCUACAACAAGGCACUCAAGGAGACUUUUAGCGUGCCAAUGGCUGUUGCGGUGAUUUCCAUCGUUGGGGUUGUCGGUAUGAAGUGGAAGAAGUUGCCUGCUUAG